CCGACGCUGGCUUCAGCUAUGUGGCAGGGGAGGAGGGGUGUCGGUGAUGGUGGUGGUGCUGCGGUACAACAGCAUGAUUGUUCCCCUUUUCUGCUGCUGCUCCUUCAAUCGUGGAGUUAGGAUCCAGGACGGUGAACACAUAUUUAGCAGAACAGUGGCGCUACUGAUUUCCACCACCAGCAGCAGAGUGGCUGCAGUCCAGUUGUAGGAAGGAGGACAGAGGAGUGGUUUGGAAACUAAAGAUCACUUUGGCUUGACUCAUGCUCACAAAGGCGUGGACCGGCUUGGCUGUGUCUUUCUCUUCCUCACACCCCUCAUCCUGGUGAAGACUAAAGUAGAGGUUUGGAUGCAGGUCACAUGUUGGCUGCUGUGCCUUGGCUUGGCUGGGGCACUUGCACUGCUGCACAAAGACCAGGUGGCCCAGCAUGCCAUCAAGCUCUAUCGGGGCAAAGGGGGCACGCACGGCCACAGCUGGGUGGCCAGCAACUGCAAGCGGCUGGUGGGCCUCCUGCAUCAGAAGAAUGUGGUUGUCAAGAAGCUGGCAGCAGCUGCAGAUGCUGUUGGAAGAGACCAAGGCCUUUCAGAUCCAGAGAAGCACUUCCAGGUUCACACUUUGGAAGUUUUCCAGAAGGAGCUGAAUGAAAGCGAGCACCUGGUGUUCCAGGCGGUGCACGGCCUGCAGAGGGCGCUGCAAGGAGACUACAGAGAUGUGGUCAACAUGAAGGAGAGCAGCAGACAGAGGCUGGAGGCCCUCAGAGAGGCAGCCAUAAAGGAAGAACAGGAAUACGUGGAGUUGGUAGCUGCUGAGAAACACCAACAGGAAGCUGUUAAGAGCGCUUUGGCCCAGAACAAGACUCUAUCCAUGCUGGAUGAGAUCCUGGAGGAUGUCAGGAAGGCAGCAGAUCGACUAGAGGAGGAGAUUGAGGAGCAUGCGUUUGAUAACAACAAACAGAUGAAAGGAGUGAAUGUGGAGGCAGUGCUGAGAGUGGAGGAAGAUGAGGAGAAUGGAGGGAAGAGGAAGAACAAGUCCAGGCAGAAAGAAGUGGAGGACGACCUGGGACUGAGCAUGCUCAUCGACUCGCAGAACAACCAGUAUGUCCUGACUAAACCACGAGACUCCACGAUGCCAAGAGCCGACCAUCACUUCAUAAAGGACCUGGUGUCAGUAGUGAUGCUAUCUCUGCCCUGUGGCUGGAUUUGUACUCUGGUGGGGCUUCCUCCCAUGUUUGGAUACAUCAUCUGUGGGGUUCUGCUUGGUCCUUCUGGCCUCAACAGCAUCAAGUCUAUGGUUCAGGUGGAGACUCUGGGGGAGUUGGGUGUGUUCUUCACUCUGUUUGUGGUGGGACUGGAGUUCUCACCUGAGCGCCUUCGGAAGGUCUGGAAGACUUCUGUUCAGGGGUCGUGCUACCUGAGUCUGCUGAUGGUCGGAGCCGGUUUGUUGUGGGGACAAGUCCUUCGUAUUCGACCCACUCAGACGGUCUUCAUUUCCACUUGUUUGUCUCUGUCCAGCACUCCUCUAGUGUCCCGCUUCCUAGCAGGAGGAAGCAGAGGGGACAAAGAAGAUUCACUUCUGAAAUAUUUAUCUUCCACUCCUGCCACUAUUGGAUCAACAGCAGCCUCCACAUCCACCUCAACAACAGCCACUACUGGAUCAACAGUAGCCUCCACAUCCACCUUGGUACCCAGUGAUGGAGGGCUCUCUGACACCCAACCUGGAAGCAGUGAAAACAUACCCACAGUCCCCUCUACAUCAGACCAGCCUGUUAAUCAAAUAGGUGACCUGGACUACAGCAGCGUUCUUCUUGGGAUGUUAGUGAUGCAAGAUGUUCAGCUCGGCCUCUUCAUUGCUGUGAUGCCGACUCUGAUCCAGGCUCAGAGCGGGGAUCUGGACAGCUUUCUGUUUGGAAGUCUCCGUGUCCUGUAUCUCCUGGGCCAGGUGCUGGGGUCUCUGGCUGCUGUGCUGCUGCUGUGUUUGUUACUCAGAUCCUUCCUGAUUGGCCCUUACUACAAGAAGCUGCACGCUGAGAGCAAAGGCAACAAGGAGAUCCUGGUGCUGGGGAUGGCAGCUUUUGUCUUUUUCAUGCUGACGGUAACAGAGUUUCUGGAUGUUUCUAUGGAGUUGGGUUGCUUCCUGGCCGGAGCUCUGCUGUCCUCACAGGGUCACAUGGUCACAGCGGAGGUCAUGGGAUGCAUCGAACCAAUCAGGGACUUCCUUGCCAUCAUCUUCUUUGCAUCUAUCGGUCUCCACGUGUUCCCGACGUUUGUCCUGUACGAACUCACCAUCCUGCUGGUGUUAACGCUCACUCUUGUCAUUAUGAAGUUCAUGAUGGCCGUACUGGUGCUGUCGGUGAUCCUGCCUCCAGGAUCUCGACACAUCCGGUGGAUCGUCUCGGCUGGUCUGGCUCAGGUCAGCGAGUUCUCCUUCGUUCUGGGCAGCCGAGCACGUCGAGCUGGUAUCAUCUCCAGAGAGGUGUACCUGCUGGUCCUCAGUGUCACUACUCUCAGUCUGCUGCUGGCUCCGCUGCUCUGGAGAGUCACCACACACAAAUGGGUUCCUCGCAGCGAACGCAAAAUAGUCACAUGACCAAACCAAAUUGCGGACUUAAAGGUUCACAUGUAAGUUGUGCACACCCGCCAGCGGCAUCACAAGAAGUCUUGCUGCAUUCUUGCUGGACCAAAUCUCCUCCUUCUUCUUCUUGACUUAAGAUUUGGUUGCAACUUUAGAGGAGAGAAAAUAAUAUUUGCUACAUUUUGACUUCAGAUUCCUGAAAAACACCUCCUUCAGACAGUCAUGAAGGUGGUUUGCCGUGUGUUAUCCGUUACAUUUAUCCAUUACAAUUUCUCCAGCAUUAUAUAUAUGCACAAAAUACCCCAUACUGUAUUGGAUAUAGCGUACUUAAGUAGUUCUACAUCCUGUCAAAGGAAUUCCAAACUUAUCGAACCCUUCACCUUUUUGGAAAAAUGUUGAAGGCUUGAAAGGAUCUGCAACUUAACUGAUAGUGGUGUUGACAGUUUAGAAGAGAAGCACAAAUGGUUUGAGAUCUUUCCAGUUCUGAUGCCUUUAAUACAUCUUAAAAGUGUGCAGGAAUUAAAAAGAGAGAAUUAUCCUCUUCACUGUUUUCAGCCAUGUGAAGUAGAAAUGAUUUGUUUCUUGAAGUUGAAUCUGAAGUUUUCCUCUGUGAAGAAAUGAGCCAAAUCUGACAGUUCAGCUGUGAUGUCACUUCUGGUUUGAAGCCUCAAGUUUGGCCUGUGUUUGUCACUAUCUUGUUUUUUUACAUUCAGAUGUAAAGAGGGAGGGAAGGUUCUAGUAGAGGCAAUAAGCAUACCCUGCUUUAUCAUCUGUUUUACUCUCAAUGGGGCCAUAAUUGACAAAAGGAACACCAUGCUGGAUUGAUGGAGACCUGAAACUCGUUAUUUAGACCAUAAACACAUUAGGAAGAUAUAUACUGAGAUAAUAAAUCAAUUGAAAAGUGGGGUCAUUUUCUCAUAGAAUUCUGUGAGAUCUGACUUCUUUUCUUGGGACCAGAAGAGUCACCGCCAUUUGAAAGAAGCAAGUUUAAAGCGCUUAUACAUUGGUUUCACUUUAAGGACAUUGAGACAACGUCCAUUUUUUUGCAUACAGUCUAUGUUUCAGCUCCAUAUUUGGUUUGAAUGUUUUUGUUAUUUAAACAGGGAAGCCUUUUUUGUUUCAUUUAAAAUCACCUCUGUCCUUCAGAUAAUUUACAUUCCUAUUUGUCACUUUCCUUGCUCUGAUAUAGGUUAUUGUAGAAGACAGAUUCUGCUUCUCCCUCCAUCUGCUGUAUUAAAUCAAUGAUACUUGUAGUUUAUUCGGAUCUUCGUCCUACUGUGAAUUUAGGUGCGAUAGCACACUACAGUAAUUCUGCUUACAAACCUCUCUUUUCUGCACUAGAAAACUAAGAAUGUUGAAAAUGAAACACAAUAUUAGGGAGCAGAAGUAAUUCAGAUGUUCAUGAAAAUGUAUUCAUUGAUGCUACAUGUGAAGAAAAACCCUGCACUAGUUACCACUGAAUGUCAAAUUUAUGUGCCUGCUCAGCACUCCUCUGCACUAAAAUCAAGGCUUUGAGGAGUGUAAUCUCGCUGUAAGGGCGAACAUCUCAUGCUCUAAACAUCCUCAUCUUCUGAUUCAUAAUGUGCAAUGUAAAUAUGUGUAGCACAGACACUUUUUCCUGUAUAAUUUAACAUUGUUCUCAAUUAUUUUCCUAUGGUGUGUUAACAGAGAGGCUUUUUCAGUUUACAUAUGUGUGGGUCAGUGGCCAUAAGUUAUGCUCCAAGGCACAAAGAAGAGCUGUUUUCAUCCAAAUGUUCAUGUAUUUUUACAUUGUCAAAGUAAGUCAUUUAUUUAUUAAAAAUAAGAUGACAAAGAA
This is a messenger RNA of Acanthochromis polyacanthus (spiny chromis), 4385 nucleotides long. It is a transcript of the gene slc9d1, whose product is annotated as transmembrane and coiled-coil domains 3. The coding region runs from base 347 to 2584 and encodes 745 amino acids. Gene Ontology annotation, molecular function: potassium:proton antiporter activity. The record is from RefSeq and is a predicted model, not a curated record. Gene Ontology annotation, biological process: potassium ion transmembrane transport; proton transmembrane transport. Gene Ontology annotation, cellular component: membrane. The transcript has 16 exons. Lineage: Eukaryota; Metazoa; Chordata; Actinopteri; Pomacentridae.